AUGGAUAUCCUUGAAACGGAAUUCAGAUUGGAAGAUAUCGUCACGAGUUAUUAUAGAGUAGAGAGUAUUAAACGCAUCAACUAUCAGCAGUUCGUACCCCGUACUCAAGAUGAUCAAUGGACUAUACAAUCGGAAUUAAUUUUGAGAAAGAAGAACAAUAAGGUAUUGGUAGCGUUGUUCUCAAGGGAACUAUGGUGUUUUAGUAUUAAUGAUGAUGAUUUACCUUCACCUUUCGUUGAGGGAUCAAAUGAAGUACCGCAUUCUGAGAAGAAAGGUAGUUUUACUCCAGAUUUCUCGAAACCAAACCUUCCAACCCCUUAUGCUAUAUUUCUGAAGGCGUUACGGCGAAUGAUACAUAUAAAUAUGUGUUUGAGCUCUGAUAAUAAGUUGAUCCCUUUUGGUAAUACUUGUAUUUUUGAGCAGGGGAACAAGACAAGCAAAGUGUUCCAUUUUGAUUCCCAUCUGUUUGAAAAUGGAGAUUUAACAGUGUCAUUUUGCACUAAGGAUAUGAAUAAUGAGCGAUUGACUAUGGAUUCAUUUAAUUCGCCGACUUUAGCGCAGAAAGCAGUUUACCUUGCUCCGUCCGGAAUUCGGGCGUAUUUGCCAUCAACAGAUAUCAACAAGUGUCUUACGUCGCAACCUAAGAAUGGAAAUGCACUUCUUAUGAUCCUGCUUGUCUCCCAUGGGAUUGAUCUAACUAAGAAGUCCGACAUCAAGUGGAUCAAACUAGUUCCUAAUUUGAAUCAUCUGAAUGGUUACACUCCAACGAUUUCAAGAUACUCAGAAGAAUGCCAAAAUACUAAGACAGUGAUAUGGCCCAUGGAUUUGUGUUACUUUCAAAGUCCUAUAGAUAUAGUUAGCUACUCUACUAAGAAGGACAGUAUUGUUAAUAACCUCCAGGAAUGUUUUGAUAUGGUGGAUGAUUUCAUGCAGCUUAAAUUAACCUCUGCAUAUCGUAUACCUGGUACCUCAGCGAAUGCGAACACUGCUACAGGAAACAACCCGACCAGCACCGGAGGCGGCUUUACUGAUCAGAUGCACUCCUUCAACAAAUAUGCAUGCAAUAGUGCAGGGAACAUUAGUCAGUCGACUACUAAGAUGAAACUAACGCCAACGAAUAAACUGCAAGAUGCAAUGAGGUCGGGGACUUCAUUGUCUACGGACUCAUUUGGUAAUGGAUUUAUAACAACACCAAAUAUCAACAAAAAUACAGGAUCGGCGAUGGAUGAAAUGAUAGGUUGUCCAUCAUCUGCCAAAUCUCAUGGAGAUGGACCAAAUGAGGGGAAAAUCUAUAAUGGACAGGAAAAGCAGGGAAGUUCAGAACUAAAACGGGAAGAGUCAACAAAUACUAUACAAGGCUCUGCGGAUUACGAUCCUAUGAGCUUCGAGGAGGAUUUAUUUGGGGACGAUGAUGAGAGAGAUUUAUUCGGGGAUGACAGUGGUAGUGAUCAAAAAAAAGGACAGAAAGAAAUUAAUGAUAAUAUGUUUGAAAUGGUUGACAUCGAAAGUGACUCUGACAAUAUGAUAUAUCCUGACCGGUCUGCUGCUGAAUAUAAUAUUCAACAAACACCGUUAAAGAGAAAGUAUUUGGAUAUACCGUUGGAUGAAAUAACAUUACCAUCAACUCCACUGUAUAUGGAUCCUGGUGCUCCAUUACCGGUAGAGACGCCUAAGGAUAGAAGGAAAAGUGUUUUUGCUCCUUUGAAUUUCAAUCCGAUCAUAGAAUCUAAUGUUGACAACAAGUACAAAAACGGUGGGAAGUUUUCUUUCGACCCCAAUGAGAUCGAUGAACCUUUAAAAUUUGAAGUCAGUACCACCAACUUUUCUAGCUCUGAAGAUGAUGACAGUGAUUUUAGCGGAGAGCAGUUCGGCGAAUUACAUCCCAGCCAAUUGCAGUCUACGAGAAAGCUGGAAUCUUCGCUACCAGUAUCAUCAUAUGAUAUGCAUCCUAGACCUAUGAAUGAAUAUAUACCUCCUGAAAAUGCUAAAGAUGAAGGUUUAGACGUUUACCAGAAUUCCGAGGGAAUAGACAUAGAUAAAUUACCAUCAAGAGAAAGUCAGCUUGAUCAAAUUUGGAAAUCUCCUGCAAUCAGUCACGAAGAAAGCCCAGGUAGAACCGAAUUAUCAACUAUGUUAAAACCGACAUCAUUAGAAGACUGCGUAAAUAUUGAACCAGAGCAGCAUAACUUCAAUGCUACUUCUGCCAAUUAUUUUGAAUCGACUUCAACUGUCAGUGGAGAAGAAAAGCUAUCGUUAAGGGUUACUCCAUUUGAAGAGAAGCGUGAUAGCCAAGAGGAGCCGGCUGAAACAGCAGGAGGAGAGUACUCUCUAAUAACCAAGGGUUCUCGUGAAACCUCAAAUAACCUUCCUUUCUUAUUAAGACAUAUGCCACUGUUUCUGAUACCGGAUGUAUUUUUAUCGCAUAACCCGUCAUUGAAGAUUAACAGCACUUUGCCAGACCUCUUAGGUAUACUAUGCGACCAGUUGGUCUUUGACCAUGAUCUUCUCGGUAAUUUUGGCAUCAAUCAUCCUUUAUUCAAACAUGUAAGAUUAUCCAAGGACGGUGUCAUAAGAAAGACUCUGUCAUCUUUGUUCACCAAGUUUGAAAAGAUACAUGGGAAUGAGAUUAUUGAUGAAAUGUUUUACAUGAAACCCCCCUCUGUGUAUGUUAAGAAACACGGCGAACUUAUAAAGGUAAAAAGCGAUACUGAGUCAUUCCUGAAAUACCUUCCAUUAAAGCCUAGCAAAGGCAUGAAGAACUUUCGUGCAUUUUUUUUAACAACUUCUUUGCUAAACUUCCAUGUUUCUUUUAUCAAUGAGCUUGCGCAAUUGUACUCUGGACAGGAGUUUGGCUUCUGUGAAUUGGUGAAGUUAGCGAACGAUGAGAAUAACGGAAUAGUGGUUCUGAAUAACUUCAAUAGAGAAUCGCUGUUACUGUUAUCGGCUCAGAUAGUAUCAUAUUGCUCAACUAACAUGACGAACGUUAGAAACGUACCACUGAUGUUGUUUCUACCAGUUAUCAGCGCUAGCCUUGAGGAUACCAUUACCAUGAUUUCCAAAUUUCAAUUUAUUAAAAAUGAAGUUAAGUCCAGGUUACCUGACGUUGAAAUCCUACUAAAGCUUAUACCAAAUGAAACCAUAAGGGACCCCCUUGUUUCAAUUGAUCAAUAUUAUGAAUUAUGCUGCAGUAUUUAUAAUUUACUACCUCCCAAGAAGGUGAAAUUCACUUCAAUAGCGGAUGAUCUCCCGGACAAUGUUGUGUUUAGAACCUCCUCUGUUAACCAAAGCCAGAUAAUCCACUAUGACUCUUAUAUCCACUUGGCUUACACCAGGAGCAUUGACCGGGAAUGGUUAUGUGCAGCAUGGUCCGAUUCAAAAGGCACCGAAAACAUUGUAAAGGCCUGGCACCUUGGAAACUCUAAAUCUCGAUUUGAAGAAGCUUGCAAUGAGAUUUGGAAAAUAACCGUGGGUUUAGCUUCUACGAAGUACGGUCGAAUCUGUCUCAUACUGACAAGAAUGGAUAGUGUUUUACCUGACGACGAAUUAAUGCAUUGGAGAAGGCUAUCAAUUACGACUAGAAAUCUCCAUUUGGCGGUAGUGUGUGUUGGUCAUAACACAAAGGUUUCGUUAUAUGACGAAGAUAUCAAUUACCCCUCAUUCAAACAGCUCUACAAGGAUAAAAGCAACGCGAAUAAAGUUGAUCCCGACGCUUUGGAUGAUUAUGUGAUUGUCAAUAUUGAUGAAGAGAUACACGGUAUAAUUUUCAAAAGCCCACUUCAAUUGGCGAACUCUCAGCAUAGAUGUUCGAUAAAAAGUGGGGCUUUGCUUAAAUUCAAACCUUCUGCAGGAAACAGCACUUUGGACAAAUUUGAGGUUAACCUCUUGAAUUGCCAACAUUCAGACAGUACAGCUUUACUGAAAACCAUACUUCAGCAAUUUAGGGACCUGGCGUGCUUAAAUUCAUGGUUUUGCAUAUCUAAGAAGAAUGAUAACUACAUGCCAUGGCAUGUAGUAGCUGUUAAUAAGGUAAUGAAUUUUAUUGUGCAUGUAAAAGGGAUAGAGGAGAAGGGUCAAUGA
Eremothecium sinecaudum is the source of this 4077-nucleotide messenger RNA. RefSeq names its product Ssn2p (gene SSN2). The coding region runs from base 1 to 4077 and encodes 1358 amino acids. NCBI's taxonomy places the organism in Eukaryota, Fungi, Ascomycota, Saccharomycetes, Saccharomycetales, Saccharomycetaceae. The record is from RefSeq and is a predicted model, not a curated record. Gene Ontology annotation, biological process: regulation of transcription by RNA polymerase II. Gene Ontology annotation, molecular function: transcription coregulator activity. The transcript has a single exon. Gene Ontology annotation, cellular component: mediator complex.